This is a messenger RNA of Prunus persica (peach), 1122 nucleotides long. RefSeq lists its product as uncharacterized. NCBI's taxonomy places the organism in Eukaryota, Viridiplantae, Streptophyta, Magnoliopsida, Rosales, Rosaceae. Gene Ontology annotation, molecular function: 8-oxo-7,8-dihydroguanine DNA N-glycosylase activity. Bases 1 to 1122 code for a protein of 373 amino acids. The transcript has 5 exons. Gene Ontology annotation, cellular component: nucleus. The record is from RefSeq and is a predicted model, not a curated record. Gene Ontology annotation, biological process: base-excision repair, AP site formation; base-excision repair.
AUGGCAGGGUUCUCAAUGUUUUUGCCAUUGGGAAGCAAGUCAAGUUUUAAGCUGGAGAAAGCAGUGUGCAACCAUGGCUUCUUCAUGAUGGCUCCCAACCGUUGGAUUCCAUCUUCAAAAACACUCCAACGUCCACUGAGACUUGCAGACUCAACUACUUGUGUCACCGUUUCGAUCUUACAUCCGCCUAAUCGGACCUCUCUCCUUGUUCGAGUUCAUGACGUUCAAAACAUCUCAUAUGCAGAUCAACGUGCUAUACUGAACCAAGUGGCUCGAAUGCUAAGGAUAUCUGAGAGAGAUGAAAUGGACAUGAGGGAAUAUCAGAAAGUGCAUCCAGAAGCGAAAGAGAAAGGCUUCGGUCGAGUUUUCCGGUCGCCUACUCUCUUUGAAGACCUUGUCAAGUGGUCGAAUACAUUGAAAAUGGCUCGAGCUCUCUGUGAGCUUCAAUUUGAGCUAAGUAAUAAUAAUAAAGCUUCAGCAAGGUCGGGACAAAAGAGGAAGAGAGAGACGUCAAAUACAUGGCCAUGCAAAGUUAUAAAUCAAAUGGAUGGUGGGAUUUUAGGCAAUUUCCCAACUUCAAAAGAACUCGCUGGCCUUGAUGAGAAUACUUUAGUCAGCGAGCAUAAAGUUCUUGGGUACAGAGCAAAACUCAUUCUAAAACUUGCUAGAGAUGUGGAGCGUGGGACGAUACGACUUCAUGAGUUUGAGGAAGCCCUCGACGACAUGUCGUUUAAUCAGGAUCAAGUGUUUCGGAGACUCAUGAAGAUCAAAGGGUUUGGUUCAUAUGCAUGUGCCAAUGCAUUGAUGUGCAUUGGAUAUUAUCAGCACGUUCCACUCGAUACUGAAACUAUAAGACACUUACAAGAGGUUCAUGGGAGGAAGAAUUGCCACAAAAAGACCGCCAGAAAAUAUGUGGCAGAAAUUUAUGACAAAUAUGCACCAUAUCAGUGCUUGGCAUACUGGUUGGAGCUCUUGGAUUUCUACGAAAGAAAAUUUGGGAAGCUAAGUGAAUUACCCAGCUCUAGCUAUGAAACAGUGAGCGGCAGCAGGGACGGAGCCAUUUCCAAGUCUGCAGUGACCUUGACGCUCUCUCUCCUUUCACAACCCUCUGAACAUGUAUAG